GAUGCUUAGAUGGUUUAGACCUGUUCAACUAUCCAAGUUUAUUCCCCCAUUUCGAGCAUUUCAUAGACAAAGCAAAACAGAGAGAAGAGAUUUUAUGAUGACACAGUUCGGACCUCCAGUGAACCGCUCCAUGACCGAGUUGGACCGGUCUUUUUUCCAGAAACUGGCUACCUUGCUUGUAGCCUGUUUCCCAGACCCCAGCAAAUUGGGACAGUUUGUAAAGGAGUGCAAAAAGGACAUUUUGUACUUGCCUUCGGUCAAGCACAUUGUGGCCGUUGGAAGCAUGAAGGGCGUACUUUUGAGAGAAGAUAUAAAUGAUCUUGAAACAUAUAAAAACAAACUUUCUGAAAAGACCACUGAAAAAAUCAAGGAAUUCGGCAUUUUGGUUAAACCCUAUGAAUUUCACAUGGACUAUAACUUUUGGAGAGCAGACGACAUUUUACGGGCAGUUUUACCCGAAAAUUUGUUGGAUGAGCUUCCCACUGGUUUUGCUCAGGCUGGGCAUGUUGCUCACAUAAACUUGCGGGAAGAGUUCAAGCCGUACGGCAAAUUGAUAGGCCAGGUGAUCUUGGAUAAGAACAGUAAGGUUGAAACUGUUGUUGACAAGGUCGAUACCAUCGACACCCAAUUUAGAACUUUCAAGAUGAAAGUUUUGGCGGGUAGACACGAUUUGGUGGUGGAGCAGAGUGAAAGUGGGUGUAAGUUCACCUUUGACUUCAGCAAAGUGUACUGGAAUUCAAGGUUAAGUACCGAGCAUGAUAGACUUAUAUCCCAAUUCGCACCUUGUUCGGUCGUUGGAGAUGUUUUUGCAGGCGUGGGGCCAUUCGUAGUACCAGCCGGAAAGAAAAAUGUGUUUGUGUUGGCCAACGACUUAAACCCAGAAUCGUUCAAGUACCUCGAGUACAAUAUCAAGGCGAACCGCACACAAGACUUUGUACAAAGCUUCAAUUUGGACGGUAGACAGUUCAUUAGAGAGUCUCCUCAAUUAUUGUUGAAAUGGGCCAACGAAGUCAAAUCUGUGAGCCAAAAGAAACUCAUUAAAAAGAGGAAGAUUUCGCAAGAUAAGCCCGCUGAGUACAAGGUCACAACGUUCGAUAUCCCAAAGUACAUCAGCAACUACGUCAUGAAUCUUCCUGACAGUGCGUUGACAUUCUUGGAUGAGUUUGUUAGCUUGUACUCGAGAGAUCCCGAAGUUGAAAAGAUCGUCAAAGAAAUCCCCGACUUUAAGCUUCCGAUUGUCAAUGUCCAUUGUUUUGAAAAAUUCUCUGCUACAGAACCUGAACCUCCAAUGGAAGAAUUGCAUAGAAGAGUUCACGCUAAAAUCGUGAAACUUAUUGACCAUGCACUACCCUUUGAAGAGUGUGAAUUCCACUUGGUAAGAAAGGUGGCACCCACAAAGCCCAUGUUCUGUGUGACUUUUACUUUACCCAAAGACGUGGUUUUCAGAAAAGUAGAGUAAUUUAGAAUUAGUGUAUUAUAGCCUGUAAAUAUACCAAGACUCAGUA
This is a messenger RNA of Yamadazyma tenuis ATCC 10573, 1505 nucleotides long. It is a transcript of the gene TRM5, whose product is annotated as tRNA (guanine) methyltransferase. Gene Ontology annotation, molecular function: tRNA (guanine(37)-N1)-methyltransferase activity. Gene Ontology annotation, cellular component: cytoplasm; mitochondrial matrix. Gene Ontology annotation, biological process: mitochondrial tRNA methylation; tRNA N1-guanine methylation. The record is from RefSeq and is a predicted model, not a curated record. Lineage: Eukaryota; Fungi; Ascomycota; Pichiomycetes; Serinales; Debaryomycetaceae.